Messenger RNA from Nannospalax galili (Upper Galilee mountains blind mole rat), 1887 nucleotides. It is a transcript of the gene Plin2, whose product is annotated as perilipin 2. Gene Ontology annotation, cellular component: lipid droplet; cytosol. NCBI's taxonomy places the organism in Eukaryota, Metazoa, Chordata, Mammalia, Rodentia, Spalacidae. The record is from RefSeq and is a predicted model, not a curated record. The transcript is spliced from 8 exons. Gene Ontology annotation, biological process: lipid storage; positive regulation of triglyceride storage. The coding region runs from base 128 to 1411 and encodes 427 amino acids.
GCGCGCGCGGGGCGGGGCGACCAGGUGGUAUUUAGCUCUGGGCGGCAGCGCGGCGAGUGCUGUUGCUCGACUCGCCGGUCCCUGCGCCCGUCUCCGCGCUGCUCGGUUUCUGUUCUAGGAGGAAAAAAUGGCAUCUGUUGCAGUUGAUCCACCACUGAGUGUGGUGUCUAGGGUGGCCAACCUGCCCUUGGUGAGCUCCACCUACGACCUGGUGUCCUCUGCAUAUGUCAGUACAAAGGACCAGUAUCCCUAUUUGAAAUCUGUGUGUGAGAUGGCAGAGAAGGGUGUGAAGACCGUGACCUCAGUGGCUGCAACAAGUGCUCUGCCCCUCAUCCACAAGCUGGAGCCACAGAUUGCGGUUGCCAAUAGCUAUGCCUGUAAGGGGCUGGACAGGAUUGAGGAGAGACUGCCGAUUUUGAAUCAGCCAACAUCUGAGAUUGUUGCCAGUGCCAGAGGUGCUAUGACUGGGGCAAAAGAUGCAGUGACGACUACUGUGACCGGGGCCAAGGAUUCUGUAGCCAGCACGAUCACAGGGAUGGUAGGCAGGACCAAAGGAGCAGUUACUGGCAGUGUGGAGAGGACCAAGUCUGUGGUCAAUGGCAGCAUCAACACAGUUUUGGGAAGUCGGAUGGUGCAGCUUGUGAGCAGUGGAGUAGAAAAUGCACUCGCCAAAUCAGAACUGCUGGUAGACCAGUACCUCCCUCUCACCCAGGAAGAGCUAGAAAAAGAAGCCAAAAAAGUGGAAGGAUUUGACAUGGUUCAGAAGCCAAGUUAUUACGUUAGGCUGGGAUCCCUGUCUACCAAGCUCCGCUCUCGUGCCUACCAGCAGGCUCUCAGCAGGGUUAAAGAUGCCAAGCAAAAAAGCCAAGAGACCAUUUCUCAGCUUCAUUCUACUGUUCAUCUGAUUGAAUUUGCUAGGAAGAAUGUGCAUAAUGCUAACCUGAAAAUUCAGGAUGCUCAGGAUAAGCUCUAUGUCUCUUGGGUGGAGUGGAAGAACAACAUUGGCCAUGAUGAUACUGACGAAUCCCACUGUGCUGAGCACAUUGAGUCACGUACUCUGGCAAUUGCCCGCAACCUGACUCAGCAGCUCCAGACUACAUGCCAGAUGCUUCUGUCCAACAUCCAAGGGUUACCACAGAACAUCCAAGAUCAGGCCAGCCACUUGGGGGUGAUGGCUGGGGAUAUCUACUCAGUGUUCCUCAAUGCUGCCUCCUUUAAGGAAGUGUCUGACAGCUUCCUCACUUCUAGCAAGGGGCAGCUGCAGAAAAUGAAGGAAUCCUUAGAUGAUGUGAUGGAUUAUCUUGUUAACAACACACCUCUCAACUGGCUGGUAGGUCCCUUUUAUCCUCAGAGUGCGGAAGUGGGUAAGACCAGCCAGGAAGCCCAGCAGCCUGAUCUCAAAACUCCUUAAACCUUGCCCAGUCAGUAGUGCAUGAUGUAGCCAGCCAGAUGACACCAUUUGCUAUAUUGAAAUUAAGCUGCUAGACGGCUUUAGAUUGGAAAAACAGCUAGUUCAAACAAAGGUCUUCACUGUAGUCAUUCCCAGCUGAACUAAGGGCUGUAGAGAUUCUGGCAUUGGCAGAUGAUCCUGUUGAGCUGGCUGGUAAGUGAAGCUAGGUUUGUCAGAUCCUAGCCCGAACUUAAAAAGUUGAAGUGCUCUUACAGUCUUUUCGGUGGUCUCUGUGUUAAUGAGUGUCCAGUGUUCGUACUGAAUAAAGAUCUCUUCAUGUGGGUUGGUUCUGCUCCACUGUUCUGAAGGGUCUGAGCACCCUUCAUUAUUUGUUUAUUUCCUGACACAUGCUUGUACAACUUGAAUUUUUUUUGAAUUCCUUAUGAAGAAUUGCCACCUUUGAAUUCAAUAAAAUUCACAACAAUAGAGUACUUUUA